AUGACCGGAAACAAAACAGUGUGUCGGUAACGGUUACCUGUCAGCUCGUGCCCCGGUGUGUGUCAGCGCGAGCACUCACCGUACGGAGCCGGUAACGGAAGUACAGAGGAGAUAAAGCAGCGUUAGCAGGAGUUAGCAGCAGUUAGCCUAGCCUAGCUUAGCCUAGCUUAGCAUGGGGGCGCACCGCAGUGAUGGAGGCCGGGACUGGCUGCAGCAGGACGGACCGGAACCACCGGAGACUCUCCCGAAGCCAUGGAACUUGAUGAUCAAACACAGGCAGAUCCACAGACGAGGUCGUCGUUCUCACAUGACGGUCAGUUAUACGGAUCCUCAGGUGUCCAUGGAUCUCCUGAGGUCGGUGCUUCAGCCGAGCUUCAAUGAUGACAUCAUGGCCGUCUUCAGGAAGUACCAGAAGUUCUUUGAGAAGGCGGCGGAGAACGUGAAGGAGAACGUUGGCGAGGACGUUCAGACGGAUCAGCUGAUCAAAGAGGCCUGCAGGAACGUUUUGGAACAUGCCAAACAGCUGUUUCCAGAGGCGGAGGUGAAGAGGCCGGGGUCAGAGGUCGCCAUCAAGAGAUCCAGAGCAGCUGAUGAUGAUUGCAGUCAAAGAGGAAGCCCCGUCCCCAAAAAGAGGAAGAACCGUGUGAGCGCUGCAGUCAACUCUGAUCGACCUUUGACGUUCUCCAGUCAAGUGAAGAUGAAGUCUGAGCCAAUCAAGAGAGAAGGACCGAAGUGGGAUCCAUCCAGACUGAACGACAGCAGCACGUUUGUUCUCGGCUCCAGAGCUAACAAGGCGCUGGGGAUGGGCGGGACCAGAGGACGCAUCUACAUCAAACAUGCUGAUCUGUUUAAGUAUGCAGCGGAUGCGAAGGACAAACAGUGGCUGGCAGAGCGACAUCACAUGAGAGCGACAGGCGGGAAGAUGGCCUACCUGCUGAUCGAGGAGGACAUCCAGAAUCUGUCUCGCAGUGAUGAGUAUAAGGACUGCCCGGACGUGAGGAUGGAUGAGCUGAAGCCGUUCUCGGUUCCGGUCUGGAUGGUGGAGAAGAUGCAGCGAGCGAUGGAGGCUCAGAGAGACGCCGACCCCUGAUCAUGUGACCAGCUCGCUCUGCUCUGAUUGGCUCCUUACACUUUUUUAUUCUUCUUAAAAAAAUCUAAUAAAA
This is a messenger RNA of Scomber japonicus (chub mackerel), 1163 nucleotides long. RefSeq names its product deoxynucleotidyltransferase terminal-interacting protein 1 (gene dnttip1). NCBI's taxonomy places the organism in Eukaryota, Metazoa, Chordata, Actinopteri, Scombriformes, Scombridae. Gene Ontology annotation, molecular function: DNA binding; nucleosome binding. The coding region runs from base 173 to 1090 and encodes 305 amino acids. The transcript has 13 exons. Gene Ontology annotation, cellular component: nucleus. The record is from RefSeq and is a predicted model, not a curated record.